AUGCCGAGAGUAAAUUUAACAAUUAAUGAAAAACUUAAAUUAAUUAGUGACUUCGAUAGUGGUAUUCCUCGUUUAGAUCUGUCAAAAAAGUAUAGAGUUGAUAGGACCACGGUAUGCCGGAUUAUUAGCAAGCGAGAGGAACUAGAAAUGGCAAUUUCGAUCAAAUCGCCGAAACUUAAAAGACUCAAUGUUUUUAAAGAUGAUUUUGAUGAAAAAAUUUUGGAGUUUAUUUCAAAAAGUUUGUCUCAAGGCAUACCUGUGAAUAAUUGUUUAAUUAGGCAAUAUGCAAGUAAUUUAGCGGACGAGACCAGAAAAGAUUUUAAAUGUUCAAAUGGAUGGUGGGAAAAAUUUCAAAAACGUUAUGAUAUAAAAUAUGGAAAAUUGAGCGGUGAAUCAAAUGCUGUGGACAUGGAAAUUGUGAAAAAUUAUCGAAUUGAUGUUAUUCCGAAAUUGAUCGCAACCGAUAAGCAACUAAUAUUCAACUGCGAUGAAACAUCAUUUUUUUAUAAAUGUUAUCCAAGUAAUUCCUAUUACAAAGGAAGCAUUAAGAAACAUGGUUUAAGGUUCCUUAAAGACAGAAUAACAAUAUUACUUAGUGUCAAUUUGCUUGGAAAUAAAUUGGAACCCUUUUUCAUCGGAAAAUCUGCAAAUCCUAGGUGUUUUAGUGAACAAAAUGGAAACAAUUUACUCUCAAAAAUUGAGUAUGCCUCGAACAGUAAUGCAUGGAUGACAAAAGAGUUAUUUCAUAGGUGGCUAACAAAAUGGCAUAAAAAUUUGGAAGUUGAACGAAAACAAAUAAUUCUCGUCAUGGAUAAUUUUUCAGCUCAUAAAUUGGAUCAAGACGACUUCCCACUAAUCAAAUUUCAUUUUUUACCUCCGAAUACAACAUCUCAUUUGCAACCUUUGGAUGGAGGAAUCAUCAAUUGUUUAAAGAAGCGAUAUUUGACCCGAUUAUUCAAUUGGAUAUUGUCUAAAAUUACUUCAAAUGAAGACAUUACUACGUUUAUGAAGGAUCUCAAGUUAAACAAAGCAAUAAUUUGGUUGAUCGAAGCUUGGCAAUCAAUACCUGAAACAAUGAUUAGAAACUGUUGGACUCAUUGCGGUUACAUGAAUUUUGAUUCCCAAAUGGAUUUAGUCAAUGAGGAUGAUAAUUUCGAGGAAACUUGUGCAAGAAUGAACAAUUUAAGUCCAUUGAUUGUACCCUCGUCUGAGCAAUUGAACGACAUGAUUGAUGCUUUCAAUGAAACUACGAUAAUUUCAGGUGAACACCAAUAG
Molecule: messenger RNA, 1275 nt
Organism: Tetranychus urticae (two-spotted spider mite)
Lineage: Eukaryota; Metazoa; Arthropoda; Arachnida; Trombidiformes; Tetranychidae
Source: RefSeq, a predicted model, not a curated record